AGGAGGAAGGAGUCACCUUAAGUAUUUAUGUGUGGGUCCCCCACCGGGUCCCCGCGCUGUUCACUACCCUCCGGGAGAUGCCCAAACCUCGGGCCGCACUAGAGUCUACAGCCGCCGCCGCUGCCGCCGCUUCUCCUCAGCCAGCAAGCGGAACCGGAAAAGUAUUACCCCCGGCUGCUUCCGCCUAGACUGGGGUGAAUGUGAUCAGGUGACCUUUUCCAGCUGACUGCAUGAGAAGGUGGGGGAGGCUAGCCGCAGUGACUGGCGACUUAGAAGCCAGAAGUAAUAGGCCUGGGUACUAAUCUGUCACCACCAGACAACAACCACCAGGAUGUCUACCAAAGACCGCAUCGAUAUCUUCCCUUCGCGAAUAAAAGUUAAGAGAGAAAAAAGAAAGUUAUAGAGUGAUGUGGUGGAAAGAGUGUGGGAUUUUUGAGUUCAAACUUCAGUUCUGCUUGCUAGUUUUGUGGUCUUGGAUAGUUCAUUGACACUCUCUGAACCUGGGGCACAGACCAUUAUGAAGGCUCGAUUAAAAGGCGCACAAACAGGUCGGAACCUCCUAAAGAAAAAGUCUGAUGCCAUGACUCUUCGAUUUCGGCAGAUCUUAAAGAAGGUCAUUCAGACCAAAGUACUAAUGGGUGAAGUGAUGCGAGAAGCUGCUUUCUCACUUGCUGAAGCCAAAUUCACAGCUGGCGACUUUAGUGCCACUGUUAUUCAGAAUGUGAACAAAGCUCAAGUGAAGAUUAGAACAAAGAAAGAUAAUGUAGCAGGUGUUACCUUGCCAGUAUUUGAACAUUACCAUGAAGGAACUGACAGUUAUGAAUUGACUGGUUUGGCCAGAGGUGGGGAACAAGUGACCAAACUGAAGAAGAACUAUGGCAAAGCAGUAGAGCUGCUAGUGGAACUAGCAUCACUCCAGACUUCAUUUAUUACGCUGGAUGAGGCCAUUAAAAUAACAAACAGACGGGUGAAUGCCAUUGAGCAUGUGAUCAUUCCCCGGAUUGAGCGUACACUUAAUUACAUUGUCACAGAACUGGAUGAGCGAGAACGUGAAGAGUUUUACAGGUUAAAGAAAAUACAGGAGAAGAAGAAGAGUGUCAAAGAAAAAUUAGAGAAGGAGAUAUCCUGCCUGAAAGCAUCUGGAGAAUUGCCAGAGCCUGCUAAUCUGCUGGCAAUAGAAAAGGAUGAAGAUCUUCUAUUUGAAUAGCCCUUUCCAUUCUAUCAUCUUUGAGACCUUGGUCUUGUGCUUUUCUUAUAAUACAUGGUAUCCAGGUUCUGUGUGUAAUGGGCAAUUUGUUAUAGCCCAAAAGUUCUACUAGUGUAUAUUAGUUAUUGGGAUUAUUUGGAGGGAUCGUGAUUAUGUCAUUUGUAGGAUCUGCCACUAUUUUGGUGGUAAUUGACCAGUCCAGGAACCUGUAGAACUAUAACCUAUUGAUAUUUCCUCAUUUCAUUGGUUUGUGUAUGUAUUCAGUUUUGGUGUUCUAUACUCUAGUAUUUGAAAAAAUAUCCCUUUGAAAACAGCAAUGAUUCACACAGAUCUAAUAACCUAACUUCUACAUACAUAGUCAUUGCUUUGACCCACUUUCAACUUUUGCUUUUGUCACCAUGGUGCUUCAAUCUAGCCUUGGGUAAAUUGCUUCAUGCCUUUUUUUUUCCUUGCAUGGCUGGUCUCAGUCCUGUGGAAGAAGACUUUCCCCCUCCAUUAUGGAAGAAAUUCUGCCAAUUCCUGUGUAACUAUAAUAUGUAAGCAGAGUAAAAGAAUUUUAAAAUGA
Messenger RNA from Monodelphis domestica (gray short-tailed opossum), 1772 nucleotides. It is a transcript of the gene ATP6V1D, whose product is annotated as ATPase H+ transporting V1 subunit D. NCBI's taxonomy places the organism in Eukaryota, Metazoa, Chordata, Mammalia, Didelphimorphia, Didelphidae. Gene Ontology annotation, molecular function: proton-transporting ATPase activity, rotational mechanism. The record is from RefSeq and is a predicted model, not a curated record.